Messenger RNA from Naegleria lovaniensis, 696 nucleotides. RefSeq lists its product as uncharacterized. The coding region runs from base 1 to 696 and encodes 231 amino acids. The record is from RefSeq and is a predicted model, not a curated record. The transcript has a single exon. Lineage: Eukaryota; Heterolobosea; Eutetramitea; Acrasida; Naegleriidae.
AUGAACGUACAAAAUAACAGCAAGUUGACAUCUGCCAUCUAUGGCAUCUAUGGCAUCGUUUAUUUUGUUGUCUCCAUGCUCAUGAUCUUUUCGCCCUAUCACUCGGCUAACAUUCUGUUUCAACAAACAUUUUUUGCCAAUGACAUGGACAAUUACACAAGAAUUAUUUUUGAUUUAUUUCGAUUUUCCGGAAUGUUGAUGUGCUUUCUUGGAAUUUUACUCAUGAUGAUGUUGAAAGUGACUGAUAAGAAGGCUUUGGAUAUUUUCAAUUUUUCACUUUGGUUAUUAUCCAUUUUUGGAGUUUUUAUUUCGUUUUAUUAUUUCAUUUUGAGCAAAGAAUAUCGUUGGAAAGAUUGGUCUUGCUUUACAAUUUUUGGGUUCUAUUGUGUCAAGAGUGCCUUAUUGAGCUAUGUUUUAUUUGGAGGUAAUAAGAGAAGAGACUUGGGAUCAUCUUUACCUACUCAUUCUACCUAUGGAUAUGGCAAUGAUGCAUCAUUCUUUUCAAAUCCACCAUCUUCUUCCAAUGUUUGGAAUAUCGGUCUUCAAUACAAGAACUCGAGUAGUGACUAUUCUGGCAAUUAUGGAGGAGGAGGCGGAUUUUCCCAACCUCAACCACAGCAACAACAAUACAUGCAAUCGUAUGCUACUAAUUCCAUGUAUGGAACUGGAGGAGGAGAUUUGAGACGAAGAAAUUAA